AUGAGUGUCGUAGGCUUGGACUUUGGCACGCAAAAUGCUGUCAUUGCCGUCGCCAGAAACAAAGGCGUAGACGUCAUCACCAACGAAGUCUCGAACCGCGCAACACCCUCCCUCGUGAGCUUCGGCCCGAAGAGCAGAUACCUGGGCGAGUCCGCAAAGACGCAGGAAAUCUCCAACCUCAAGAACACCGUCGGCUCCCUCACGCGCCUCGCCGGGCGCUCGAUAAGCGAUCCGGAUGUCCAGGUCGAGCAGGAGUUCGUCUCCGCCCCGCUGGUGGACGUCAAUGGCACCGUCGGCGCGGAGGUCAACUACAUGGGCAAGAAGGAGAGGUUUUCCGCUUCCCAGCUGUGCGCCAUGUUCUUGACGAAAGUGCGGCAGACGGCGUCGGCGGAGCUGAAGCUGCCGGUCAAUGAUAUGGUUAUUGCGGUGCCGGCGUGGUAUACCGAUGCGCAGAGGCGGACGAUCUUGGACGCGGCGGAGAUUGCGGGGUUGAAGGUGCUGCGGUUGAUCAAUGAGACUACGGCGACGGCGCUAGGGUAUGGGAUUACGAAGUUGGAUCUGCCCGGGCCGGAGGAGAAGCCGAGGAGGACGGCAUUUGUGGACAUUGGGCACAGCAAUUACACGUGCUCGAUCUGCGAGUUUAAGAAGGGGGAGUUGAAGGUUGUGUCGACGGCGUACGAUCGCCACUUUGGUGGGAGGAACUUCGAUAAGGCGAUUGUGGAGCACUUCCGGAAAGAGUUCAAUGAGAAGAACAAGAUCGACAUCAACAACAACCCGAAGGCCAAGGUGCGUGUCGCGGCUGCCGUGGAGAAGCUGAAGAAGAUUCUGUCUGCCAACGCUGGAGCGCCGCUCAAUAUCGAGGCCUUGAUGAACGAUGUUGAUGUUCGUGGAUUCAUGAAGAGGGAGGAGCUGGAGGAACUGGUGAAGCCACUGCUCGACCGCGCUACGGUGCCACUUGAGCAGGCGCUGGCAGACGCCAAGCUCAAGCCCGAAGACAUUGACUACGUCGAGCUGGUCGGCGGUUGCACGCGGGUGCCGUCGCUCAAGAGCACCAUCCAGAAGUUCUUCGGCAAGACCCUCUCCUUCACCAUGAACGCUGACGAAGCCAUCGCCCGAGGCUGCGCAUUCAGCUGCGCUAUCCUCUCCCCCGUCUUCCGCGUGCGCGAUUUUAGCGUGCAGGACAUCGUCAAUUACCCCAUCGAGUUCACCUGGGAGAAGUCGCCCGACAUCCCAGACGAGGAUACCAGCCUUACUGUGUUCAACAGGGGCAACGUGAUGCCUUCGACCAAGAUCUUGACCUUCUACAGGAAACAGCCGUUUGAUCUGGAGGCGAAGUACCACAAACCGGAGCAGCUGCCUGGCAAGAUGAACCCGUGGAUUGGACGGUUCAGCGUCAAGGGUGUGAAGGCUGAUGGGAAGGACGACUUCAUGAUCUGCAAGUUGAAGGCGAGGCUGAAUCUGCAUGGUGUGUUGAAUGUGGAGCAGGGCUACUAUGUGGAGGACCAGGAGGUCGAGGAGCCUGUGCAGGAGGCGAAGGAUGAGAAGAAGGAGGGUGAUGUGAGUGCAACUCAACAAGUAUCCGCUUAUGUCGAGGAUGAUGACAAUCAUACGACAUGGCAGAGAGCUGCAAAGCGCCCAAAGACUGAACAAUCGCUGACAUCAAUCCAGGCCAUGGAGACCGACGAGAAGGCUAACGGUGAGGCCAAGCCACCUGCGCCCAAGAUCCGCAAGGUCAAGAAGCAGGUCCGCAAGGGCGACUUGCCGCUCUCUGCUGGCACCGCAUCCCUCGACCAGGCGAUGAAGGACAAGUACGCCGAGGAGGAAGGCCAGAUGAUCUCAGAGGACAAGCUGGUCGCCGAUACCGAGGACAAGAAGAACGAGCUCGAGUCGGAGAUCUACGCCAUGCGGAACAAGAUUGAGGAGCCGUAUGAGAGCAACGGGUAUGCCGACUUUGCCAACGAGCAGGAGAAGGAUGUUGUGAAGCAGAAGUGCGAGCAGCUUGAGGACUGGCUCUACGACGACGGCGAAGACGCCACCAAGGCCCAGUACAUCGCCAAGCUCGACGAGCUCCGCGCCUCCGCCGGCCCCAUCAUCCAGCGCUUCAACGACAAGCGCCAGGAGGAAGAGGACGCCCGACGGAAGGUUGCAGAGGAGGCCGCGGCCAAGAAGCGCGCAGAGGAGGAGGCGAAGAAGAAGGCCGAAGAGGAGAAGAAGAAGGCAGAUGAGGAGGCGAAGAAGGCUAAGGAGGCCGAGCAGAAGACGGACGCUGAGAUGACUGAUGCGCCGGCUGAUGCGGAGGCGCAGAAGGCGGAUGAUGUUGAGGAGUCGUAG
This is a messenger RNA of Saxophila tyrrhenica, 2331 nucleotides long. RefSeq names its product adenyl-nucleotide exchange factor sse1 (gene SSE1). Gene Ontology annotation, biological process: protein folding. The transcript has 3 exons. Gene Ontology annotation, cellular component: nucleus; cytosol. Bases 1 to 2331 code for a protein of 776 amino acids. The record is from RefSeq and is a predicted model, not a curated record. Gene Ontology annotation, molecular function: ATP binding; ATP-dependent protein folding chaperone. Lineage: Eukaryota; Fungi; Ascomycota; Dothideomycetes; Mycosphaerellales; Extremaceae.